GCAACUCUGACUUACUGUGAAUAAAAAGAGGAACUGUAAGUUAACACAAGAACAUCACAACUUUUCCAGCACAAUGCAACUGACCACAAGGCAUGACAGCUGAUGAUUUGGAAAACUGACAAUGACAAACAACUUCAUAAUGAGUGACCAUGGACUGAGGGAUGUUGCAUAUCUUUGUGAGACUGAUUUUCCAACUUUUACUGGCCCUUUCUUCAUCUUGAUCUUUAUCAUCAGCGUCAUAGGCAACAGCCUCCUCUUAUGUGUUCUUUUCAUCUACGAGGGCCUGAAAAGUAUCACAAAUAUUUUCAUCCUGAACCUGGUCUGCUCUGAUUUGAUCUUCACCAUCACACUUCCAUUUUGGGCCGUUGAUCAUUUACACCACUGGGUCUUUGGGGACUUUGUCUGCAAAUUCCUGACUGCUGCAUUCUUUGUUGGGCUGUACAGCAGUGUCAUUCUGCUGACUGCUAUGACAGUGGAUCGUUUCAUUCUCGUGGUGCUGCACAACUGGCCGAGCAACCAAGUUAAAAGGAAGAGGUGUGGAGUUGGUGCCUGUAUAGCUGCCUGGGUCAUCAGCAUCUCGGCAUCCCUGAGUGAUGCUAUUAAAGUAAAAGCAGUAAACUGGGAUAAUCGUAAUUAUUGUGAGAAUGGAUCUGAUGACAAGCUUGGACGUUAUCUCCAAGUAUCACUGCUAUUCUUCCUCCCAUUUGCCAUCAUUAUUUUCUGCUAUUCUGCCAUCCUAAUGAAAGUUUUACAAGCUUUAAACAGAAAGAAGAACAGAACUGUUGCUGUGCUGUUGUGUAUUGUUGCAGCCUUUUUCUUUUGCUGGGGGCCAUACCAUAUUAUGCUUUUAAUUACUUCUCUUUAUAAACCCAAAGGUUGUAAGGCAGAGGAACGGUUAGAAGUUGCCUACCAUGUUUGUGAAAUGCUUGCCUAUUCUCACUGCUGUAUGAACCCUCUGCUAUGUAUGCUCUCGCAGAAGAUGCGAAAGCAUCUGUUUAAUCUUUUAUGCUGUGAAAAAUUGUGCAGGAAGAAAAGAGAGGAAGACACUGGCCAGAACAUUUCUGUUACUCAUAAUAUAGCUUUCACAACUGCGAGUUCUGCUGUUCAGUUGGAACUGCAUCCAUUAAACAUACACAGUUGAAA
Molecule: messenger RNA, 1143 nt
Organism: Pelmatolapia mariae (spotted tilapia)
Lineage: Eukaryota; Metazoa; Chordata; Actinopteri; Cichliformes; Cichlidae
Product: chemokine XC receptor 1-like
Exons: 2
Coding region: 122-1141 (339 amino acids)
Biological process (GO): cell chemotaxis; positive regulation of cytosolic calcium ion concentration; G protein-coupled receptor signaling pathway
Cellular component (GO): external side of plasma membrane; membrane
Molecular function (GO): C-C chemokine receptor activity; C-C chemokine binding
Source: RefSeq, a predicted model, not a curated record